AUGGAAAAUUAUUUGCCAUUGGUGUUUUUAGUUUUAUUCUGUACAACAGUUUGUGGCGAUGAGAGUGUUUGUAUUAAUAACGCAGAUGGUCAUUAUGAAAUAGGGUGUCGUUCGUACGUCAUAUGUACCGGAGGAACGGGCGUGAUCCAUUAUUGCCCAGAUCCACCAGCCCUUAACACUGUCUACAAUGCCGCUAAAGGCCACUGUGAUAACCCUGAUAAUGUUGGCCGUCCGUGCGGACACUGGCAGGACUGUUCCAUUCUCCCAGACAAACGGUACGCAGACCUCUUCACCAACUGUACGUCCUAUUACACGUGUCAUGGUGGCACAUUCUUUGGACACAACUAUUGUAGUACUGGUUUGAUUUUUGACGAGACUCUGCAGUUGUGUAAUUGGCCUAGCAAUGUGGCGCCACCUUGUGGUACAUUUGGAACACGGUAACAGGAGACUGCUGAUAAAACUGGAAUAUUCUGUG
Molecule: messenger RNA, 475 nt
Organism: Saccostrea echinata
Lineage: Eukaryota; Metazoa; Mollusca; Bivalvia; Ostreida; Ostreidae
Exons: 4
Coding region: 1-441 (146 amino acids)
Cellular component (GO): extracellular region
Molecular function (GO): chitin binding
Source: RefSeq, a predicted model, not a curated record